AUGCCUAGAAAAGUGUACGUCGUUGGCGUCGGUAUGACGAAUUUUGUUAAGCCCAAUACCGGCGGUGAUUAUCCCGAGUUAGGCAAGGAGGCCGUACUCGCUGCACUUGCCGACGCUCGCAUCAAAUAUGAUGAUGUUCAACAAGCUGUGUGUGGAUACGUGUUCGGAGACUCGACUUGCGGGCAACGAGUAUUAUACCAGGUUGGUAUGACUGGCAUUCCUAUCUACAACGUCAACAAUAACUGCUCUACUGGCUCUAAUGCACUGUUUUUGGCCAAACAACUUAUUGAAGGUGGUAUAUCCGACGUAAUCCUAGCCGUAGGGUUCGAGAAAAUGCAGCCAGGAGCACUUAGUGAAGGCACCUUUAUGGAUAGGACCAACCCAUUGGAUAAACAUACAUUGAAAAUGGCAGAUAUAACUGAACUAGUAGGGGCCCCCAUAACUGCUCAAUAUUUUGGUAAUGCUGCAAUUGAGCACAUGAAGAAGUAUGGUACAACUGAAACUCACCUCGCCAAAAUUGCUGCAAAGAACCACAGACAUGGUUGCAAAAAUCCUAGGGCACAAGGCAAACGUGAAUACACUGUCGAGGAAGUAUUGAAAUCUAGAAAAAUCUAUGGCCCCCUCACUAAACUUGAGUGUUGCCCCACCAGUGACGGUGCUGGUGCUGCAGUUCUCAUGUCUGAAGAAGCUGUAAUCAAAUAUGGCCUACAGUCUAAGGCUGUAGAAAUUAUUGGUAUGGAAAUGGCUACUGAUACGGCUGCUGUAUUUUCUGAGAAUAGUUUAAUGAAAGUUGCUGGUUACGAUAUGACAGCUUUGGCAGCUCAGCGCAUAUACCAAAAGACUGGAAUAUCACCAAAGCAAGUGGAUGUUGUUGAACUGCAUGAUUGCUUUGCCGCCAAUGAAAUGGUCACUUAUGAAGGUUUGCAGUUAUGUGGGGUUGGAGAAGCAGGCAAGUUCAUUGAUGCAGGUGAUAACACAUACGGUGGCAGAGUAGUUGUGAACCCAAGUGGAGGGUUGAUAGCUAAGGGGCAUCCUCUGGGAGCAACUGGUCUGGCGCAGUGUGCUGAGCUAGUGUGGCAACUUCGUGGCGAGGCUGGAGAAAGACAGGUGCCCCGAGCUAAGAUCGCUCUUCAACACAACUUAGGACUCGGUGGUGCAGUUGUCGUCACAAUGUAUCGCAAAGGAUUCACGAAUGUCAGCCCCAACGCUGUUGCCGCCGGCAACCCCGACGACUUCAAAGUAUCUAAAUACAUGAAAAUCCUCGAAGAAGCUAUGGAAACUGACACAGAAAACCUCAUCGAAAAAGUAAGAGGAAUCUACGGAUUCAAAGUGAAGAAAGGCCCAAAUGGUGCAGAAGGCUACUGGGUCAUCAACGCCAAAGAGGGCAAAGGCAAAGUGACUUACAACGGCUCGGAAAAACCUGACGUUACCUUCACCGUAAACGACGACGACGUAGUAGACCUUAUCUCUGGAAAGUUGAAUCCUCAGAAGGCUUUCUUCCAGGGCAAGAUCAAAAUCCAGGGCAACAUGGGUCUCGCUAUGAAACUGACCGACUUACAAAAGCAAGCUGCUGGCAGAAUCGAAACAAUUCGCUCGAAAUUGUAA
Arctia plantaginis is the source of this 1605-nucleotide messenger RNA. NCBI's taxonomy places the organism in Eukaryota, Metazoa, Arthropoda, Insecta, Lepidoptera, Erebidae. The record is from the annotation of a GenBank genome assembly.